AUGUCAGAAGAACAAUUUAGCGAAACUAAAGAAGCAGCUGAGCCUUACAAACCUGUCGAUUUUAAGGGCGAUCCACAGCAUACUGAAUUAAAAGUAGCUCAAUCUACUUAUGGAAAUGAUGAUGUACCUAUUGGAAAAUCUUCAAAUAAAUAAAUGCUUGAUGAAUUUCCACCUGAAGGUUUUGUCCCAAAAAAGGCUGCACCCAAAAAGGCACCCAAAAAACCUGUACCUCCUCCUGUUGAAAAUGAUGAACCUAAAGUUGUUGCUAACCCUGAUGAAAUUCCUAUUAAACCUGCUGGAGCAAAUGUACUAGAUGAUUAACCUGUUGGAGGAGGCAAGAAGUUUGCUAUUAGUGAAUACCCUGAAGGAAUGGAAGGAGGAGGAGAAGAUGUUUAAUAGACAGUCUUACCACUUGCCUAGCGUUUGAAGUCAAAAGCAUGGAAAUUGAGACAGAGUGCUUUCGAAGAAAUGGCAGAACUCUUUCAAAAAGAUGAAUCUCUUGAUGAAUAUUAUGAAGAGUGGCCUAAAUUAAUCAAUGACAAUAAUCCUGGAAGUUAAGAAAAAGCAUUGAUAGCCUUAUAAAUAUUUAUUUAAAAGUGUAAUAAAGGUUAAUUUGCAGCAAGAUUUGAUGCAAAAGAGACUAUUAGAGUGUUAAUAGAUAAAUGUAUUGCUCCAGGAAAAAAAUAAAUAGUCAAACUAAGUUAUGAAAUCUUUUUUGAUAUAUUUGAAAGAAGAGAUAAAUAAGAAAUGUUUGAUGUUGUUAUAGAAAUGUUAAAAAAUAAAGUUUAAAAAGUUUAAUGUGCUGCAAUAUAAAGUUUAAUAGAAUUGUUGAUUACAUUUGGUCCUAAGAGAUUUGAUUAUUUGAAACCAUUCUUUCCAGAAAUUGAGAAAUUAUCUUAAUCAACAGUUUCAUCAAUUAAAACAGAAUGUAUGAACUUUUACAAGGAAGCUCAUAAAUGGUUAGGAGAACCAAUUUUAGCACCUUUUAUUAAAGGGUUAAAAAAAUUGUAAUUAGAAGAAUUAGAGAAAUUUCAAAAAGAAUGGUAACCUGUUCCAAUGGUACCAACAAGAGGUGGAGAUGCUGUAACUGUUGGAUAAGGAGGUGGAGCCAAUAAUGGAUUAGAUGCUUAUGAUUUAGUUGAUGCAGUUGAUAUUUUCAAUAAAUAUAAUGAAAAAUGGUGUGAUAAAGUUUUAGCCUAAACUAAAUGGAAUGAGAAAUAAGCUUUAUUAGAGUAAUUGUUAAAAGAAGCAGCUACUCCUAAAAUAGCUCCUGGUAAUUAUGUACCAAUGAUUGCUAUGAUUAAAAAGCUAUUAGUAGAUUCUAAUUAGGUUAUUAAUGUAUGUGCUAUUAAAUUAUGUGGAGCAUUUGUUAAAGGUCUUAGAAAAAACUUUACUGCUUAAGCAAAACUAUUAUUUCCUCUUUUAAUUGUUAAAUUAAGAGAAAAAAAAAAUAUUUGUUAGGAAGCUAGAGCUGCUAUGGAAUUAUUUCAUUACUCUUUAUAAGUAGAAGAUGUUGUUGAAGAUUUCAAGGAAGGACUUGCAGAUAAAAAUCCUCAAAUGAGAGCAUAAUGUCUUUUAUUAUUUGCUAAACUUGUUUAAUUGAAAGGAUUCCCUUAAGGAGCACCUAAACCUAAAUUUGUAGAUUGUGUCAAACAAUUAUUACCAUUAGCAAAAAAAUUAAUUGAAGAUAGUGUUCCAGAUGUAAGAGAGGCAUCAGUAUAAAGUUUAGGAACUCUUAAACCUUAUUUAUCAGAUUAAUUAAUUAAUUAAUUUUAUUCAGACAUUGGAUAAUAAAAAUUAAGUAAAAUUAAUGAAAUCUCUGGUUAAAUUGAAGAGGAGAAAAAGAAAGAAUAAAUAAAAAAAUAACCUUAAUAAACUAAAGAAUAAUAAUAAUCAACUUCAUAAAUUUAGUAAUCUAAUAUAUAAAAUAAUUCAAUAUAAUAAGGAACUGCAAAGAAACCUCCACUUUCAUAAAAGAGUAAUAUUGUAAUUACUGAACAACCUGAAUAAAGUAUAGAUUAAUUAGAAGGUUUAUUAAGAAGUUAUGGAGUUGAUGAUUAAUUUUUUGAAAAUAUAAAUGGUAUGGCUAAAUUGAAAGCUGAAGCUAUUAAAAUGCUUGAAAAUGAAACUGAUACUAUGUAACAUCAUUUUGAAGAUAUUUUAAAUUUUUUGAGAAUAAAAUUAAAGGAUUGGAAAGAAGCCAAUCUUUCAAUAAAUAAAGAACUUUUUGCUUUAUUAAUAUAUGCUAAUAAUUUAGAUCCUAAACCUUUUACUUAAAAAUCAUUUUAACCUUUAUGCAAAUUGUUGGUUGAAAAAAUGACAGAUUCUAAAUUCAGAGAAGACAUCUAUAUAAUUUUGAAGGGAUGUUGUGAAUGUGUAAAUCCAAAAUAUAUUGUAUUGUAUUUAAUGACUUAAGCUGUGCCAAAAGAAGAUAAGGAAAGUGGUAAACUUUCAAUUGUACCUCCUUAAAAGAUUGGAGAAGUAAUUAACAACAUUUCUAAAAUUAUUGAUAUUGUUACUAUUCGAAAUGUUCCCACUAAAGAAAUUAUUGAUUUUGGUAAAGAAUAAUUAUAAUCAACUAAUGCUAUUAUAAAGACAUCUUGUGUAGAGUUGUUCAAGACUAUAUAUAAAUAUAUUGGUUAAGAAUUACUAUAAUUUUUAUAAGAUGUCUAACCUCCAAUUAUGAAGACACUUAAUUCUGAAUUCGAAAAAAUAUCAGUCUUAACUUCUUAUGAACCAACAAUAACUUUUACAGGAGAAGCAGCUAAAGAAUGUGGAGUAAUACAAUCUCAACCACUAUCAUAAUCAAUUAUGUAAUCAACAAUUUCAUCCAUUAAUGAUAAUUUACCAAGAGCUGAUAUUUCAAAUUAAUUAUAAUCUGUUUUAAAGAAAAUGGCUGAUGUUUAAUGGAAUAAGAGGAAAGAAGGAAUUGAAGAAUUAGAUAAAUUAUUAACACAUAACAAUAAUAGAAUAUAGAUAAAUGGAUUAAAUGAUUUAAUCAAUAUGUUAAAAUAAAGAUUGAGUGAUAAUAAUAAAUAAUUGGUUAGACCUAUUGUUCAAAUAGUGGGUAGAGUUGCUGAAGCUUGUGGUAAAGAUUUUAAAUCAUCAGGUAAAUAAUUAAUUUCACCAUUAAUUUCUAUUCUAAGUGAUAAAUAAGUAUUAGUUAGAUAAGAUGUUGUUGCUAGUUUAGAUAAAUUUUGUUUAGCCAUAGGUAUAGAUUAAGUGAUUUUGUAAAUGCCUCCUUAUUUAUAGAUGGAAUCUAUUGAAUUGAAAUAAGAAGUUUUAUUAUUUAUAAUGAAAUAUAUUGAGGCUUUACUUAAAAUGGAUUACAAACCAUUUAUUUUACCAUUAAUUAAUUGUCUUUGUGAUAGAGUUAAAGAAGUGAGAUAGGCAGCAGAAUAAGUUUGUGAAAGAAUGGUUGAAGAUGUAGGAAUAGAUCCAUUUAUAAAUUAAAUGAAAGAUUUAAAACCAGCUGUUGUUUAAUAAGUAAAAUAAUUCUUUGCUAAAUUUGGAAUGACAGAAAUAGAAGAAACUUCAAAAAGAACAGGUAAAACACCAAAAGGAAAAUAAUAAUAAUAAUAAUAAAGUUAAUAACAAGAUAUUAGAAAUAUGAAGAGAAAUUUAACUACAAAAGAUUUAUAAAGUGAUUUGAAUACUUCUCAAGAACCAAAAUAAAGAAAUGAAAGAACUCCAAAAAAAUCAUUGCAUUAAAAAUCUCACAAAACUUUACCAUAAGACAAUACACCAUUAAGACAAUAAAAAGAAAAAGCUAUCUUUCAAGAUAGCAAUAGUUUGAUUGCAAAAAGUGCUAGUAUUAAGGAAAUGAAAUUAUUAAGAUUAUAAUCAGAUUAAGUAUAAUGGUGGGCUAAUGAUUGUUUUCCAAAUGGUGCAUUUAGUGAUCUCUAUGUAUGUCUAAGAGAGGAUCUCUAUAAUCAAUUAAUGUCAUACAAUUAUAAGGAUGUUAUGAAAGGAUUAUAAUAAUUAAUGACUGUAUGGAAUGAUCCUGAAUAAAAAUUAGACAUAAUUGAAUUAAGUGACUUACUAUUAAAAUUUGUACUUGUUAAAAUAUAUGGAUGUUCUGCUAAUCAACUAUUAAUUAAUGCUUUGAUUAGUUUCUUAGAUGCAUUCUUUUAAACAAUCUCAAAAUCAAAGUAUAUCUUAACAGAAGUUGAAUAAAUUGUAACAAUAUCUUUAAUAAGAGAACUUAUUUAUGCUGGAGUUGAUAUUCAUUCAGAAUUGAUAUAAAAUCUGUAAUUUGUAUUUCCUGGUGAAAUAAUGAUUAAAAGAUUACUACAAUUAUUUAGCAUCAAUCCUUAAAAUUUACAUCCCUUCUUGAUUGAUUAAAAAGAGAGAAUUGAUACAUAAUUAUGUCUUUUAAUUAUUCAAGGUUAAUUAGCUAAAUUCUUUCCUUUAGAUCUCUUUCCAGAGUAUUCAUAAUAUUUCACUAAAGAAUUACAAAAUGAACUCAUUGCUCUAUUUGGAGAUAAUACUAUUAAAAGAUAUACUUAAUAAUAGUAAUCAUAUUCGUAAUAAUAAUAAUAUUAAUAAUAAUAAUAAUAAUAACCAUAAUAAGUAAUUUUAUAAACAUAAUAAUAAUCAUAAUCAUAAUCAUAAUACUAAACAGGUAAAUAACCAAUUGUUUAAGGUACUAUUUAAUUAUAAUCAUCUAAGGAUCCAAGAUCAUAAUAUUUCUUAUAAAUUUUAGAUUCCCUUCUCAGUUAAUAAACUUCUCAAAAAAUUGAAUCAUUAAUGUAAAUCAGUGAUUUACUUACUCAAAAUAUAUAACAAAAUUAAUAGUUAUUUGUUGAUAAUGCAGAGGCAAUUUGCAAAUGUUUUUAGACUUUAUUAUAGAAUACUUUUACAUAAAGAGAAACUUAUCCUGCCUAAUUUAUACAAUUCUUCUUAUAAGCAUUAAAUAAAUUAUAUUAAUUAAAACCUUAUGUAAAUUAAUUACCAUAUGAAUUAUUAUGUGGAUUUACUGAAGAAAUUAUGUAAAGAUUAUUAACAGAAGAUGAAAUUAAAGCACAACAUGAAAAUGGAGAUGCUACAGUUAGGUAACUUAACUCUACUACUCUUCGAAUCUUAGAAAAUACAAGUUAAGAUAUUAUGUUUUCUAUUUUAUUUGACAUUUUAACUAAACAUAGACGUAGAAAUAAUGCAUCUAAAAUGAUAGGUUUGCUUGUUAAAUGCAUAGCUAGAUUAACAGCUAAAGUAGAAUAGAAUAGUAAUAUUAAGAUUGAAUUACUUCUUCUUAAAUUUCAUAAUUAUUUAAAUGAAUUUUAACUCUAUCCUAACUUUGCUGUAGAUGAAUAAGGAGUUAAAACUAUUAAAGUUGUCCUUUAAUAAUUAGUUAAAAUGAGGGGUGAAGCCAUUUGGGAAAAUUAUCAUCUUGUAAGCAGAAGUACAUAAUAAGAUCACUAUCUAAAUAAAUGGAUUCAAGCAUAUCUUGGUAAUCCAUCUUUGUAAAAUGCAUAACAAGAAAAUAAUCUUUCUGAUCAAGAAUUAGUAUAAAUAGCUGAAAUGUUAAGAUCACCUUCUUUAUUAGAUAGUGGUAUUUAAAAGAUGGUGGAUAAAAUUAAAAGAAAUCCAAGUAUUAUAUUUAAUAUAAUUUAGCAAUCUAAUGGUAAAAAUAUGUUUAAGAUCAAUAGAUUCAAUUACUAAUAUAAUAGUAAUUGACUAAUGGAUAAGCACCUAUUUUAGGAGGUUAUAUUAGUAAUUAAUCUUCAUUAUAGUAAUCUUAGUUAUAACAAUUACCCUUACAAUAAUCAUAAUUAUAAUAGAACUAAUUAUAAUAAUCAUAAUUACAAUAAUCCUAACUAUCUGUUAGACCUUAGUUAUAAUAACCAUAAUAAUAAUAAUAAUAAAUAUAAUAACCAAUAUAAUAAUAAUAAUAACCAAUAUAAUAAUAAUAAUAACCAAUAUAAUAAUAACAAUAAUAAUAAUAAUAAUAAUAACAAUAAUAAAUGUUGCAACAAUUACCUUCCUAUCCAAGAACAACAAGAGCAGUUGAUUAAUAAUAAUAUAAUGAUUCUCUGAAUAGUUAAUAAUUCAAUCAAUAUAUGUCUGUUAAUUAAUAUCAAAUGAAUUCAAAUUAAAUAGGAUAAUAACAAUAAUAAAAUGUAAAAACUCCAGAAUAUUUAAUGUAAAAAUUAACUGAUAUGAAAAAUAAAGUUCAAACUCUUGUUGGUCCAAAUAAUGUGUAAUAAGCAUAAAAUUCUAGAUCAUUUUAAAAUAAUCGUAUGCCAUAAUGA
Molecule: messenger RNA, 6251 nt
Organism: Paramecium pentaurelia
Lineage: Eukaryota; Ciliophora; Oligohymenophorea; Peniculida; Parameciidae
Source: the annotation of a GenBank genome assembly